Dendronephthya gigantea is the source of this 8587-nucleotide messenger RNA. RefSeq names its product E3 ubiquitin-protein ligase HECTD1-like. The coding region runs from base 461 to 8251 and encodes 2596 amino acids. Gene Ontology annotation, cellular component: nuclear speck. Gene Ontology annotation, biological process: proteasome-mediated ubiquitin-dependent protein catabolic process; protein K63-linked ubiquitination; anatomical structure development. The transcript is spliced from 40 exons. Gene Ontology annotation, molecular function: ubiquitin protein ligase activity; protein binding. The record is from RefSeq and is a predicted model, not a curated record. Lineage: Eukaryota; Metazoa; Cnidaria; Anthozoa; Malacalcyonacea; Nephtheidae.
AUUGCGUGCUUGGAAGACCACACCGGCUUGUAUUGUUUUGUUUAAAAGCUGUUUUUAGUGUUUUAUUCUAAUUUUUUUUGUUUCUACACAUUUGACGGUUUUCCCUGACAUCCCAAGAGACCUGGAGGUUAUUUUACAUACAUAUCUGGACGAAAAAGCGGCGUAGAUUAUUUAAAUCAAGCCAGAAAACAGUUAAAUAUGAAGUGAAAACCUCGCUUCGUCGACAAUAUUUGGUUACAUCCGUUUGUGAAAUAUAGUUCCUUAGACGUAUAUAGCAAGCGAAUGAGUACUUGAAAGCGACAUGAGAGAGGAUCAAUGAUUUUGAAGCUUUGAGGCAACGUUUUGCCACGAAAUGGAUACUAGAUGUUGAACGAGUGAUAAACAAAAGUGUGUAUAGUUUUACUGCAGAUUGAGCGUGUUUUGAGUGUCUACGAAUAUCUGUGCUUUGUACAACGGCAAAAUGGUCGAUGUCGAUCCAGACACGCUGUUAGAAUGGCUUAGCAUGGGCCAUGGAGAGGAAAGAGACAUGCAGUUAAUAGCUCUGGAACAGUUGUGUAUGCUGUUGUUGAUGUCUGAUAAUGUUGAUAGGUGUUUUGAAAGCUGUCCACCCAGAGUGUUUUUACCAGCAUUGUGUCGGGUGUUUUUGGAUGAAAGUGCUCCAGAAAAUGUCCUGGAGGUGACCGCAAGAGCCAUCACAUAUUACUUAGAUGUUUCCGCCGAGUGCACAAGACGGAUUGUGUCCGUAGAUGGAGCCGUGAAAAUGCUGUGUAAUCGUUUGGUUGCAGUUGAUUUGGAAUCUCGUACGAGUAAAGACCUUGCAGAGCAAUGUGUCAAGGUUCUAGAGUUGAUGUGUACUCGUGAAACAAGUGCAAUAUUUGAUGCUGGUGGCCUACAAUGUACUUUGACAUUUAUCAAUGAUUUUGGGAGUCAUGUUCAUAAAGAUACCCUGCAUUCCUCAAUGUCUGUGGUGUCUCGACUGUGCAGCAGAAUGGAGCCGCAAGAUGCAAACCUUGAGACUUGUGUUCAUUCCCUCUCUACCUUACUAAAGCAUGAUGAUGCCUUUGUAUCCGACAGCGCAUUAAAAUGCUUUGCGUCUGUAGCUGAUCGCUUUACACGGAGAGGCAUGGAUCCUGCUCCAUUGGCAAAACAUGGCUUAAUCGAGGAGCUGCUGGAAAGACUUGCCAAGGCUGGAACUUCAGGAAGUGACAGGCCAAGUGUUACCACCAGUACUCCAGACCCGAAAAAUGCCAGUCCUUCUGUUACAACUGUUAUCAGUUUAUUAUCAACACUGUGCCGUGGUUCGCCUGUUAUAACUGAGUUGCUAUUGCAUUCACAACUGCCGGAAGCCAUUGAUAAAGCAUUACAAGGAGAUGAAAGAUGUAUACUGGACACAAUGAGAUUCGUCAAUCUUUUGCUGGUCCUGUUAUUCGAAGGUCGAAAAGCUUUGCCCAAAGCUGGACUGUUGUCAACGCCUGGAACAAUCCCUGGUCUGAAGCGACUUGAUUCUACGGCAGACAGAUCUCACAGACAAUUGAUUGAUUGUAUAAGAAGUAAAGACACUGAUGCCCUCAUUGAUGCCAUUGAGAAUGGGGGAUUUGAAGUGAAUUUUAUGGAUGAUGUUGGUCAGACCCUGCUGAACUGGGCAUCUGCCUUUGGAACGUUGGAAAUGGUGGAAUAUCUUUGUGAGAAAGGCGCCGACGUUAACAGAGGACAGCGGUCUUCUUCACUUCAUUACGCCGCAUGUUUUGGCAGACCCCUCAUAGCGAAGGUGUUAUUGCGAAAUGGUGCAGAUCCUGAGUUACGUGAUGAAGAUGGCAAAACUCCGGCAGACAAAGCGAGAGAGAGACACGACGAAGGUCAUCGAGAAGUCUUGGAAAUAUUACAAUCACCAAGCGACUGGAUGACACCCUUCAACAACAGUGCCAACACAAACGGAGGUAAAGGUCCAGAAACCGGGGGAGAGAAAUCUAAAGGCGAGGAAAAGAAAGAGGAGGAUGAGACGACGGACACUACACCAGAUCCUAAGACUGCUGCGUCCUAUAUCAUUCAUCUUUUGCCGUUGUUUAUAAAAUCCUACCAAACCUCGAUGGUCAGUUCUGUCAAGAAGGCCGUCCUUGGUUUGACGAGGAAAAUGAUAUUCUACAGCACAGGGGAGAAUCUCCAGGAGCUGGCGAAGACGCAAGGUUUUGCAUCCGGUUUGGUGGAAGUUAUUGCAGCCGUUUUUGAGAACGAGGAUGAUGACGACGGUCAUAUGUCAGCUCUGAAUAUCAUCCAGGAUCUCCUGGAGAAAGAAAACGGAAUUUUUAUCGAGCAUUUUGCCCGCCUCGGAGUGAUCAGUAAAGUCUCCGAGAUGGUCGGGCCUCUGUUGGAUGAUGAAGACGAUGAGGGAAAUGAGGACGAGAUUGAUGGUACGGCCAGUUGCCAAGGCGAUAAGGAGUCCACAUCGCUGCAGGAAGAUGCCAGUGAGAUAAUCCAGGGCCAGCCUUAUCACUGGAGAGACUGGUGUCUAAUACGCAGCAGAGAUUGCCUCUAUCUUUGGAACGAGUCAUGCGCGCUUGAGUUAUCCAAUGGUAGUAACGGAUGGUUUAGAUUUAUACUGGACAAUAAACUGGCUACCAUGUACUCCAGUGGUAGCCCAGAAGGUGGCUCAGAUUCGUCAGAAAGUCGUGGUGAAUUCCUGGAAAAAUUACAACGCGCGCGAGGUCAAGUGAAGUCCGAUCUUGUCAGCCAACCGAUCCUAUCGAGUCCCAAUUCAGUCAGUUUGCUCGUAGGAAACUGGUCGUUUGCUUGUCAGAAAGAGAACGAACUUUCAAUAUACAAUUCAGAUGGACAACAAACAACGAUACUCUGUGAAGAUCUGCCUGGCUUUGUGUUCGAGUCGAAUCGCGGCACAAAACACAUGUUCACGGCGGACACCUCUCUCGGAGCAGAGUUUGCGUCAGGGUGGAGUGGUAAGCCGGGCAAGAAGUUCGUCUCAAAAGCUGAAGCUCUUAAAAUGAAAGUAAAGACAACGGCACGCGAGGUGCAGGAGAAAUAUUUCCAGACCGCUUUGUCAAGUCCCAGGGAAGUUGUCACAAAACUUCAGGAUAUCGUACGAAACCUCUACGCCUGUUGUGACGCUCACGAGAAAAAUCUAGAUUUGAAUGGUGACAGCUCGUGGGAGAAGGAUAUGUUAAAAGUAUUGAAGACGUUCUUGGAGUUACUUAAGGACGAUAAAACUGUUUCUUCGUACGAGUUGCAGACAAGUGGUGUUGUGAGAGCCUUGUUACAUUGCUUGAGUCAGCAUACACGAGCACCAGAUGACGAGGAAACGAGGCACAUUAUGAUCCAGAAGGCACAUGAAAGAAUCGAGCUGUUUAAGUUGGCUUUUGGAGAGUCUGUAAAAUCUUUUACUGAACAUCUUGAAAGUUUCGAAGCGGUUUCACCGGCAGUGUUUCUAAUCCGCAAGCUGAUAGCUGUGUUGGAGAUGUCAGAGAGGUUACCUGUGCAUACGUUUGAAAGCAUGGGAAGUGGACUCCAGAUUCUGACUCGUCGACUUCGGCUCCGUUUGGACCGAGCUCCUGGCGAGAACGGAUUGAUUGACCGCUCCGGCAGAAAUCUCAGGAUUGAGCCGCUUACGACUGUUGAAGCUCUGAAAAACUAUCUUGGUAGAAUGGUUGCCAAACAAUGGUUUGACUUCGAUCGCAAUACCUUCUCCUUCAUCAAGAAAGUCAAGUGCUCUCCUCAGGUUUUCACAUACACCUCUGACUUCGACGACAAUGGAAUUCUUUAUUGGAUUGGCACUAAUGGAAGAACGACUAAUGAUUGGGUGAAUCCUGCCUCUGUUGGUCUGGUUGUUGUGAGCUCAUCUGAAGGACGUGCAUUGCCUUAUGGGAAGCUGGAGGAUGUCGUCAGCAGGGACGCGGCCGCCCUGAACUGUCACACGAACGACGACAAGAAUGCUUGGUUUACUAUCGACUUGGGGUUAUUUGUUAUUCCAAAGUCGUACACACUACGCCAUGCUCGUGGAUAUGGAAGGUCAGCGUUACGAAAUUGGUUAAUCGAAAUCUCGAAGGACAACAAAGCGUGGACAACAUUGAAAACACACGCUGAGGACACAUCGCUGACUGAACCAGGUUCCACGGCCACGUGGCAUUUGGAACCACCGACUGAUGACACUGAAGGAUGGAGGUACAUUCGUAUUCAUCAGAAUGGAAAGAAUGCAAGCAAUCAAACACACUACCUCUCAUUGUCUGGCUUUGAACUCUAUGGUACCGUGGUUAGUGUUGUCGAAGAAGCAUUAGGAAAACCAAUGCGUGAACAAGAGUCCGCGGUGAAGCGACAAAGACGGAUGAAGAAUCUAUUGAAACAUUUUGCGGGAAAAGCUGCGCGAGGACUGGAAGUGAAAUGGAAAGAAGGAGAGGCCCUGGAUCCUAGUCUUGAAGCGGCGUGGGCAAGAGAACUGUCUGACGAUUGGGUCGAGGUAGCCUGGGCCGAGGGCCUUCCAGUAGCAUUACGUAAUGCAGCAAUGAACAUGAGAGCUGGUAUGAAGGACCUUGCUGGUGAACCAAGCAGUUUGUAUUCACAGGUUGCUAAAUAUAGGUUUAAAAAUCCCGCGUCUGGCGAAGGCAAUUCUGUCGGGGUCACUGUUAAGGUUGAAUCAAAUCCAGUCUCGGCCGGGACUUUGUCCAGUAACGUCAAAAACCUUGCAAAAUGCGAGAAACCUCCCGCCGCCGUGGAGGAAAAGGCUGAGGGUCAGUCAACUGCAACUACAGUCACAGGAACAUCGAGUGCAGAAGGCGCGGAGGAAGCUGAACAAUCAGGAGCCAAGGAUGAUCGUGGGGAGCACUCCGGGACACAAGAAGGUCCUUCUAGUACAGAGGUUGCAGAUGUCCCUCCAGAGAACAAAGUUCAUGCUAGUCAAGAAACGGAGAAACCUUCAGAACUCUCUGCUACAGCUUUGGAAGAAAAUCCAAAUCCUGCAGAAACUGCUGUGGACACUGCUAGUCCUUCAGCUACAUCUAAGGAUACUAGUGACACUUCGGGUACAUCAAAAGAUAUAGACCGUGCAUCGCCACCGACUUUAGGGGAAUCUAGUAAACCUUUCGGUACAAUUGGUGGACUUGUGGCGUUCUUGGAGUCAGUCAGGAAUGGAAGUAGCAAUACCAAAGAUCUCACUCCUGGUGAUAUCACCGUGACCUCGUCGACAUCGGAGAUUGGUACCAAGACUAGUAGCUCGGAUAAAUCGAUGACGUCAGACGAGAAAAGUUCUGAAGUUGCGACGUCAAAAGAUGAUAAACAAUCCAGCAUGAUUUAUACCAUGACGAGUGGGCGAAGUGUGGCGAGCACCACGAGUACUGCAAGCAGUAACCCAACGUCAGACAGCGAGGUUGAAAAUAUUCCUAUGGACAGCACGUUAUUGGCUGAACUCGAAGACGAUGCUGAUGAUAUGCCUGACCCGGAUGAAGACGAAGAUGACGACGACGACGAUGACGACGACGAUGAUGAGGAUAACGAGGAGAACGAAGAUGAAUUUGAGGAGAUGGAUGAAAGUGAGCUUCAGAACACAAACGUCCGUAGUCGACGCUCUUGGGACGAUGAUUUCUGUUUGAAGCGACAAUUUACAGCUCUGAUUCCCGCCUUUGACCCGCGACCUGGACGUAGCAAUGUACAGCAGAUACAGGACAUUGAAGUUCCCCCGGAAACGGAGGUAGACUCACCUCUUGCAUCACCUGAUGGUCAGACGUACAGCAAUCCAGAAAUUGAGCUUGUCUUGAAAUCAUCUUCAACACCUGGGACGCCUGAAGUGUCCCUUUCUCUUGAUGACCCAAAAUCGACCAUAUUUUCCUACGUUCAUAAACUUGCUUUACUGUCGGGAAAACUGAAAAUCGAACGACUUCGACGAAUAUGGGAGCCAACGUACACGGUGGUCUACAACAGCGUUGGUGAUUUCAGCGAGGCUAGAAAAUCUUCAAGUGAUAGUGGCGAAGAGGAUUUAGAUGAAAAUAAACGCUGGAGCGUGAAAUAUGUGGUGAGUCAUCUUGGUACAGACAGUCUGCCCAAGUGUGACCUCAUCAAUUAUCUUCAAGAACACGCCGACUCGGCUUUCUUAAGAAAAUGGAAGCUCACAGGCAGUACAAAAACCAUUAGAAAGAACAGAAAUUGUUCACAGCUCGUGUCUGCUUAUAAGGAAUUCUGCAAGUUAUAUACACCUGACGUAUCCAAACGCGGCAGCGCGUCCACGUCAACCAGAGAACCAAGCUCUAUUGCAAGAAAAUCCAGCUCCUCCCAGAGUAGCGUUGUCGGCAGUAACAGAAGCUUGGAUUCUGUGGAAGACAUCUUGAAACUCAUUAGACUUCUCUAUUCAAUAUCUACAACUUCCAUGGAAGAAUUUGGAGAGAAUGCUGAUGCGAAUUACGGGUUCAUCAUUCCUUCUGAUGAAUUUAACAGCAAGAAAAUCACAACAAAACUAGUUCAACAAAUUAAGGAUCCAUUGAUGUCAAGCAGCGGUUCUCUUCCAAACUGGUGCGAGGCAGUGAUGAGCUCCUACCCCAUGUUAUUCCCCUUCGAUACCAGACAAAUGUACUUCAACAGCACAGCAUUUGGUUGCGCAAGAACAAUCAUUUGGCUGCAGACAUCCCGUGAUGCGGCUGUCGAGCGAUCACGAACGCCGAGCUCACGGCGAGAGGACCAACACGAGUUCUCCAUUGGUCGCUUAAAGCACGAGAGAAUACGAAUCUCCAGAGAUGAUGGACUUCUUGAUUCAGCUGUCAGGGUGCUUAAUUUCCACAGCGAUAGAAAGGCGAUACUUGAAUUUGAGUUCGAAGGAGAGGAAGGCACUGGUCUCGGUCCAACACUGGAGUUUUACUCCCUGGUUGCUGCCGCGCUUCAGGAGAAGAGUCUGGGGAUAUUCAUCUGUGAUGACGACACACAUGAUAACAUGGAACAGGAGGUUGAUAUUGGUCAUGGUACUCGAGCUCCGGGAUACUACAUCCAGAGGGCCGGAGGUUUAUUCCCGGCACCUCUACCCCAAGAUAGCAGCGAGAUGGAUCGCGUAUGCAAACUCUUCACGUUUCUGGGAAUUUUCCUGGCGAAAUCUCUUCAGGACAAUCGUCUUGUUGACCUGCCAUUAUCCCGGUCGUUCUUGAAAUUAUUGUGCAACGGUGGCGGAGACAACAGCAUGGUGCCCACUCUCCCGACUACUCACGGCCACGCGAGCCAUCUCUCGCUUGCAGAAGGAUUGGACGACUCGUGUAGUUACGAAGAGGAAAGAGAAUCAGUUAGAAAUUUGACCACAAAUGAGCUAGAUAAGUUUAGAAAGGUCGAGGACGAUGAGAACGAUAUAAAUAAACUGGAAUGUGAACUGUCUAAAGCUAGUCUCAUCGAAGAAGACUUGCCUAAAGAGCAACCCAAGGAGGUUGAGACCGAGAAACCAUACGAGCCUGCAAUCAAUUACUACUGGUUCAGCGGUCUUCUAGACGAGAGUGAUCUUGAAUCGACCAACCCCCACCAAGGAGCGUUUGUUCAACAGUUGAGUGAACUGGCGAGAAAAAAGAAAGAAAUUUUAAACGAUGGCUCAUUGAGCAAGGAAGAAAAGAAGGAGAGGCUGCAUUCGUUGCAGUUCACAACUACCACUGGUGCAACGUGUCAUGUGGAAGAUUUAGGUUUGACCUUCCAAUAUUUUCCAACAUCUCAAGUUUACAAAUACAGAGCUGUUGACCUGAAACCAGACGCAGAGGAACAAGCUCUUAUAUUGGGCAAUAUCGAAGAGUAUGUGCACCUGAUGACUGAUUUCUGUCUCUACUCUGGCAUUAAGAAACAAAUGGAUGCUUUUAGAGAUGGUUUCAACAAAGUGUUUCCAAUGGAGAAACUUCAACCUUUCUCUCCCUCGGAACUUCAGUUGAUGAUCAGCGGUGAGCAGGUUCCUCACUGGACCAAAGAGGAUGUUGUGAGCUUCACUGAACCGAAAUACGGCUUCACUCGUGACAGCCCGGUUUAUCAGAGAUUCGUUAAUGUUCUUGCCAAUAUGAGCGGAGAUGAAAAGAAGGCCUUCCUUCAGUUCACAACCGGCUGCUCAUCCUUGCCCCCAGGGGGGCUGGCUAACCUCCACCCACAUUUGACAGUUGUGCGGAAAGAAGGCGAGGGGGAUGGCUCGUACCCUUCGGUCAACACGUGUGUCCACUACCUAAAGUUACCAGAGUACACAUCGGAGGAAAUACUACGAGAGAAACUUUUGGCGGCGACCAAGGAGAAAGGUUUUCAUUUGAACUGAGAUAAAGGCGUCUACUCCUUGCCUUUAGUGAAUUACUUUGCGUGAAACGAGGUUUUUGAUAGAAGCGUGCUUUCAAAAUAUAUUUAGAAAAGACUUGACUUAAUAUAACAUGUUGAUAUAAAAGUUAUAGACCUUUGACUGUAUAGAUGAAUUUGAUGUUUUUUUGUUGGGUUGAAUAUGGCGACGAAAAGUGUAUUUUAUUACAGAAACAUUUAGUGAAAGUGGGGUUACACCAAAAGUACAGGAUAUAAUUUUCGUUUGGUAUUAUUAUAGUUAGAUACUUUAAAAUAAGAAAUUUCUUUAAAUAAUGUUAAUAUAUCAAGAUAUGAUCACAUG